AUGUAAGACACUAUAUCCACUUAUUUAAAAACUGAACCAGAUUCUCUUAAAGAUCUUCCUACAAGUAGAUUUAAGCAUAAUUUCAUGUAAACUAAUUAAAGAUUUUUAAACACUAAAAAAUUAACAUACUCUAACAAAAAAAUAGUAGUUUCUAAUCAGAAAGACGCUUGGAAAUAAAUGUUUGGCAAUUUUCUACAUGAUAUUAAUUUAAAAUAAAAGAAGGAUCAUAUCUCUUAAGAAGCUAAAUAAGUAAUCAAUAUUUAUAAUAAGUUUAGCAUCUUUAAGAUCCACUGGUAAAUGAAGUUCCAAUAUUUCUCCCAUGUUCAAAUAAACAAUUCAAGCUCUAGUUCUAUAAGUAUUUAGAGGGAGAAUAAUCAAUUAAUGAAUUAUUAAAGGCAAUAAGCUUUCCUCACUUAGAAGCAGUAAGUAAUAAUAUUAAAGUAUUAGAUAUAAAUUGAGGAUUAAAAAAAAUAAAAGAGAAAACUAUCCAUUGUACAGAAAAUUAAGAAAUUUAGAGUUAGUGGUAUGUCUAAAUAAGGAGGUGAUAAGACACCAUUAUUAGACAUUGCAAGUUCAACUAGAUAAUUAAAAGCUUAAUAAUUAAGAUUAGUUGAUUAGAGGAGAUUUACAGAAGCUGGAAGGAUUUUAGAUUUAUUUAAGACAAAAAUAAAUAGGAAAGUAUAAGUUUUAAAAGAUUUCAUUUAACAAAGGGUAUUAAUUAUAUUUUAAUAAAGAUUGAUUUGAGAAAACAAUUAAAUAAAGAAUAAAGAGAAGAGGAAAUUAGAAAUAUUCAUUUUAUUAAAACAUUUUUUGAUAUUUCUAAUGAUUAUAAUUAACAUAUUUUAGAAUAAUAAGAAGAAUUAUAAGAUGAUGCUUAAUAUUAUAAAAAACUAGUGCCAUGUUAAAAGAAAUUAAAGCAAAUUUUAGUCAAUUAUGAUAAUGUAUAACCUAUUAUAAAACAUUAAGAAAAACAUUUUGAUAGAUUUGAUUAUCCAUCCUUAGGUAUUCUUAAAAAUCAAAUGAAUUAAUAUUCUAAAGAUUAUUUAGUUGAGUUAGAAGAAUAGAAAUAAAUUUAAUUCAAAACAGCAUUAAAUUAAGUUAGAAAACUAUUAGAAUAAUAAAAUAUUAAGUUUUAGUCAGAAUUAAGAAAAUCUUAAAUUAGAAGUAAUAAAAAUUCAAAAUCUUAAUCUCCUUUGACUAUUAAUAAAGAAGCUUCAAUAAAUUAAAAUCUUAUAGGUUCCUUAGCUGAUUGUCCAUUAGAUGUUAUUGUUGCAAGUCCAAAAAAAUCAAUUAAUUAAUAUAAUUCUUAUGCUUAAUUAAAAAAAUCAAUUACAGAUCCUAGAAAAACAAAAGAAUAUGUAAUUACAAAAAAACCAUUUUAUCUUUUUACUAAAUAAGCAGAUGGAGAUAAAAAUUCAAAAAAUACUAAAGGAUUAAUUACAACUUUUGAUGUAAAACUAUAUGACUACAUACAUAAUAGAAAUAUUUACACUUUAAAUAAACAGUAUUAAAUUUAUCGAUUAUAGAGUUUAAGAAAUUACUUAAAAAUUUCAUACAAUGAUUGAAAGUAAACAAGAAUAAUAACUAAAUGAAUAACUUGAUACUCAACUAAAUCAACUAAGAAAAAAAAGACUAAAAUUUCGUUAGCAUGGUUUUUUAGAAACAUAAAGAAGAUUUAAGACUGAAAAAUAACCAGAAGAAAUAUCUGAUGAUUAAUCUUUGUAAUCAAUUUAUGAAGUAAAUCUUGAUGUUUAUUAUGAUCAAUCAAAUUAAUUAAGUAAAAAAUUAAGAGAAUAAGAUGAAGUUGGAUUUGCAAAGAGAAUUAAAUAAUUAAUAAAAUUAGAAGAAGUAAAUACGUAUAAUUUUAUAUAUAAAUUAGAUUAUGUUUAAAAACUAAUAUAUAGAAGUUAAAUAAGUCCUAAAAUUCUCUUAAUAAAUGA
Paramecium sonneborni is the source of this 1940-nucleotide messenger RNA. The record is from the annotation of a GenBank genome assembly. Lineage: Eukaryota; Ciliophora; Oligohymenophorea; Peniculida; Parameciidae.